Messenger RNA from Acomys russatus (golden spiny mouse), 1474 nucleotides. RefSeq names its product mitochondrial ribosomal protein S5 (gene Mrps5). Lineage: Eukaryota; Metazoa; Chordata; Mammalia; Rodentia; Muridae. The transcript is spliced from 12 exons. Gene Ontology annotation, biological process: translation. Gene Ontology annotation, molecular function: structural constituent of ribosome; RNA binding. The coding region runs from base 126 to 1424 and encodes 432 amino acids. The record is from RefSeq and is a predicted model, not a curated record. Gene Ontology annotation, cellular component: ribosome.
GUAGCCCUCGGAGUCUCAGCACACUGCCUUGAGCUGAUGAAUGAAGUGGCGCGGUCGCAGCCGGUUGCGACAGGCAGUGGGGAAGGCGGUCCCAGAGGCAGGCUGCGAGCUGCUCCCGCUCCAGCAUGGCGGCGGCCGUGCGAGCUGCGGGCUGUCUCCCUGCGUUGUGUAGCGUGCCGGCAGGUCACUUCCUGUCUAGGCCACUCUCUUUAAACACCUUUCCCGCAGCAGCAGCUUCGUUUUUGGCAGUGAAGACAGCUCUCAGCCACGGCUCUUUGUCACCAAGUGGAAGAAGAUACAGCCAUUGCCUGAGCAGCUUGAGCCAUGCACUGCAAACACAGUGCUGCAUCUCCUCCCCCAGCACCUGGGUGGGCCAACAGUGUAGACCGUACAGCUUCUUCACCAAACUGACUGCGGAAGAACUCUGGAAAGGCGCAUUAGCGGAGACUGGCGCUGGGGCAAGAAAAGGCAGAGGCAAAAGAACAAAGAGAAAGAAGAAGAAGGAUUUGAACAGGGGCCAGAUCAUUGGUGAAGGGCGCUCUGGUUUCCUGUGGCCUGGCCUGAAUGUGCCUCUUAUGAGAAGUGGCGUCGUCCAGAACAUUGGCCAGAGAAGCAGAGAAGAGCAGGAGAAGGUGGAGGCCGACAUGGCCCAGCAGAGAGAAGAGUGGGACCGGAAGAGGAAGAUAAAAGUUAAACGGGAGCGCGGUUGGAGUGGAAACACAUGGGGAGGAGUCAGUAUUGGCCCCCCAGACCCAGGACCCAAUGGAGAAACAUAUGAAGACUUUGAUACCAGGAUUCUUGAGGUAAGAAACGUUUUCAAUAUGACAGCAAAAGAGGGAAGAAAGAAGUCGGUCCGUGUCCUGGUUGCAGUGGGGAACGGAAAUGGGGCUGCAGGUUUUGCUGUUGGAAAAGCUGCUAACCGGGCAGAUGCUUUCAGAAAGGCAAAGAACAAAGCGAUUCAUUAUUUGCAUUAUAUAGAACGAUAUGAAGGCCACACAAUAUUCCAUGAUAUUUCGUUAAGAUUUAAAAGGACACAGAUCAGGAUGAAGAAACAACCCAGAGGUUAUGGCCUCCGCUGCCACAGGGCCAUUAUCACCAUUUGCCGCCUCAUUGGCAUCAAGGACAUGUAUGCGAGGGUCACUGGGUCCAUGAAUAUGAUGAACCUCACCCGGGGCCUCUUCCAUGGCCUCGCCCGCCAGGAAACCCAUCAACACCUGGCGGAUAAGAAGAGUCUCCAUGUGGUGGAAUUCCGGGAGGAAUGUGGUCCUCUCCCUAUUGUGGUCGCCUCCCCACAGGGAGCCUUGAGUAAGGAGCCAGAGCCAGAGCCUGAGGUUCCUGACACCAAACUGGACUGGCAAGAAGUGAAGGCCAUGCAGGGAAUGAAGCGCUCUGUGUGGUCUGGUUUAAAGAGGCCGGCUACCUGAGCAUCCCCAGUUGGCCCAGCCAGUGCCUCGUGCCGUCCAGCACCGGAAGA